CCCCGGGCGGCCGAGCGGGCGGCGGCGGCGGCGACCCGGGCGGCUCCCACACGCGCUGCGCCCGCCGCUGUCCCCCGCGCCGCCCAUGUCCUCCGCGCCGCUGCGCUCGCCCACCCCGCGGCCCCACAGGAUGAAGAAGGACGAGUCGUUCCUGGGCAAGCUCGGCGGCACGCUGGCGAGGAAGAAGAAGGCCAAGGAGGUGAGGGACCUGCAGGAAGAGGGCCGGCGUGCCGUCGACGCGCCCAUGUCCCCCGCCUCGGCGGACGUCCACCCCGAAGACACGCUGUUAGAGGAGAACGAAGAGCGGAUGAUGAUCGACCCCACCUCCAAGGAGGACCCCAAGUUCAAGGAGCUGGUCAAGGUUCUCAUUGAUUGGAUCAAUGACGUCCUGGUGGAGGAGAGAAUCAUCGUGAAGCAGCUGGAGGAGGACUUUUACGACGGGCAGGUGCUACAGAAGCUCUUGGAAAAGCUGGCGGACUGCAAGCUGAACGUGGCUGAGGUGACGCAGUCCGAGAUCGGGCAGAAGCAGAAGCUGCAGACGGUGCUCGAAGCCGUGCACGGCCUGCUGCGGCCCCACGGCUGGGCGCUCCAGUGGACCGUUGACUCAAUCCACGGGAAGAACCUGGUGGCCAUCCUGCACCUGCUCGUGGCCCUGGCCAUGCACUUCCGGGCCCCGAUCCGCCUCCCAGAGCACGUGUCUGUGCAAGUGGUGGUCGUGCGGAAGCGAGAAGGCCUGCUGCACUCCAGCCACGUCACGGAGGAGCUGACCACGACAACGGAGAGGAUGAUGGGUCGCUUCGAGCGGGACGCCUUCGACACCCUUUUCGACCACGCCCCGGACAAGCUCAGCGUGGUGAAGAAGUCUCUCAUCACGUUUGUGAACAAGCACUUGAACAAGCUGAACUUGGAGGUGACGGAGCUGGAGACCCAGUUUGCAGAUGGCGUCUACCUGGUUCUGCUCAUGGGCCUUCUGGAGGACUACUUCGUCCCCCUGCACAACUUCUACCUGACGCCAGAGAGCUUCGACCAGAAGGUCCACAACGUGGCGUUUGCCUUUGAGCUGAUGCUGGAUGGAGGACUCAAGACCCCCAAGGCUCGCCCUGAAGAUGUGGUGAACCUGGAUCUCAAGUCCACGUUAAGGGUCCUGUACAACCUGUUCACCAAGUACAAGGACCUGGAGUGAGAGCGGCCAGCGGAGGGGACUCUGCAGGGCGGGGAGGCCAGCCCGCCGAGGUCCCCACCCCCUCCCUGACGCCUCCCGGCCUUCUCUGGCUGUGGCUUUUCAGCUCCCUCAUGUGAUGCACAGUGGGCAGGACCCUUCGAAAGGCAGGGUUCUGUAGCCCAGUGCUGGUGUGUGGCCCCACCAGUGCUGAGACCUUGAUCCCUACCCCCGCCCCAACACACAGUCCCCUCUGCCUGUGGUGGGGGGAGGGGCGCGCCCUGCAGGUCUUUCCAUGGAGCAGUUCACGGCCACAGCCAUGGCCACAGGCGAUGGUGAAUGGCACCGACAGCUCUACGGGAGCCCGGGGUCAGUCUGGCUGUGGCGGGGGGCUCUCCUGGGAAGCCAGGCCUUUUUUUAGUAGAAAGUGUUUUGUAGAUUUAAAAACUUCCCUCUAACGUCCCAGAGGCCUUUGAUGGGACAGAAGGGCCACUCACGUUCCUCUUCUUGACCAGCCAGUGUUCCUCACUUACUUUUUGCACAGACAUACAAGAUGCGGGUGACCCUCAGUGGCCACCACACGGGAGGUGGGAUUCGGGGAAGCGGGGUCUGAUUUUUUUUUUUUUUUUUUUUUUGGUGACAGCCAAGUGGGCUCCAUCAGGAGCUAGGUCUAAAGUGUUGCUCGAUACAUCUCAGAGGCCCUGUUUGGGAGUCGAUGCAUUUUUUAAGCCUUUAGAAAGCGGGGUCUCUCAGUUUGUGGGGGCCGCCAUCACAGAGCGCCACAGGCGGGGGCUUAGACAACGGGAACAGAUGGUCCCCAGCUCCCAGGCUGGAAAUCCAGCAUCAAGGCAGGGCUGGCCCCUCCCAAGGGCCCUCUCCUGGCUUGCCGAUGGCUGUCCCUUCCCGGGGUCCUCACGUGGUCCUGCUUCUGCACCUGUCUGUGGCCUCACCUCUCUUUACAAGGACGCCCGUCCUGAUGGAUGAGGGCAGCCCCUGUGACCUCAUUGUACCGUACUGAUCUCUGCAAAGACCCAUCUCCAAAUACAGAGCCAUUCUGGGCACUCGGGCUCGGAGCUUCAGCAUACGGAUUCUGGGGGACGCAGUUCAGACCUUACUGGGGGGACAUGAAGAAUUCAUCCCCCUCCCCAGUGUGGCUUUCUGGAACCCUGCUGGCAUCUCCCGAUGGGCACCCCUGAAAGGGAUGCCGUUUGCCCCUCCCCCACUCCCCUUGGCUCCAGAGAAACGGGGGGCCUUCUGCUGGGGGGGGUGUCUGCCCUGUGUCACCCCACCCAUGGGGUCCCUCCACAUGGCAGCCCCCUUCUAGGCCCUCAGCAUCAGCUGCCAAGCAGGACAGGCCUCUCUCAUCUCUGAUUUUUACCUUCCUGCUGUCGAUCCGAGCAGUUACCCCCAUUGUUAAUACUAAAUCAGACACGGGCCCUCAUGACUCAGGAAACACCAGCCUUGCCCGUCUCCGCUCUGCCCCUGCGAGGCCGGUGGUAGUUUCCAAAGAGCCGUUCUGACGGAGGUGGUUUCCCAGCAGGAGAAAGAAAUAAUUAAAACAGUAUCACGGUGUCUCCUGUGGGCUGCGGUGGCAUUAAAGGGCCACACCGACAGAAGAGCGAGGGCUGGAAUGUUCCGUGCCGACUUCAUCACACGCGCAGGAUCCCAGCCGUCUGCCGGAGCUGCGGAGCCCGGUCCCCCCGCUGUCACCAGUGGGCCUCUGCCCAACCCUGGAUGCCCCCCAGGGCUGAAGGAGGGGAGGUUGGCAUUUGGAAAGAACUCAGCCUUGGGGGGGUUCCGCGCAGGGGGAAGUUCCAGCAGGGUCCACGCCUGGAGGGGGAGGCAGUGGUCCUGGGGGGGCAGGGAGCAUGUGUCAAGCCCUCUGUAUUUCUGGUCACAGAGUAAAAGGGAUCCCAAGACACAGGCCACCUGUGAGCAGGCUCGUUUGUCCAGGCCGACUGUCCAAGGCCAAGGUUCCAGCAAAGCCGGUGAUCUGUUGUCCAAACUGCCUUUAUUCACGUUGGUUCCUUGAGCUCUACGCAUCUCACUCCCCUCCCCUGCCUUCUCUGUCCGCUCUCAGUCAGAGUUCAGUGCCAGCCUAGGCAUUCGCGUGCGGGCGCCGUUGUGAGACGGAGGGCAGGGUCAAUGCUGGAGGUGGCCUCUCCUGGGAUCAGUCCCCCCGGCUUAGUGACCGUAGUUGUGAGUUGUGGGCUCUCUGAUGCUGGGGCGUCUUCUUGUGCAGCAGAAGCCGCUUUGCUUAAUCUCAGAAAGUUCUAGAAGCCUUCCUCCUUGAUUGAUCCACCUUUCCAGUGCUUUGUUUUUCGGUCGGGUGGGGACCUUCCCCAUGAACUAAGCAGAAGCGAGGUCAUUUGCACCUAAGCGGCCGUGGCUCGGGGUCUGCGGGGCCCGAGUGAGGCCCAGGCUAGGGCCGUGAGAUGGUCUCCUUUUAUCCUUCUCGGAGUGGCUGUUUGGGGCCCCGGCCAAGGGGUCUUCUGCAUGCGGAGCCCUAAUGUCCUCCCUGGAUGUGACAAAAAGCUGUGUUUUAAAGGCAGUGAAUGCCUUUCUCACUUCCUUUUGCAUGCCCGUGUUUCAUUGUGUUUUUAACUGUUCUAAGUAGUGUCACUUUUGGAUGUUGGAUGUCGAAUAAAAGUCGCUAAACCCUG
This is a messenger RNA of Mustela lutreola (European mink), 3822 nucleotides long. RefSeq names its product parvin beta (gene PARVB). The transcript is spliced from 13 exons. Gene Ontology annotation, cellular component: cytoplasm; actin cytoskeleton; focal adhesion. Gene Ontology annotation, biological process: establishment or maintenance of cell polarity; actin cytoskeleton organization; lamellipodium assembly. Gene Ontology annotation, molecular function: actin binding. The record is from RefSeq and is a predicted model, not a curated record. Lineage: Eukaryota; Metazoa; Chordata; Mammalia; Carnivora; Mustelidae. Bases 86 to 1183 code for a protein of 365 amino acids.